ACUGACGGUACUGAUUCAGUACCUGUAGUAACACAGGCAGGUUAUAAACGCCAGUCUCGUUGUGGUUAUUAAAGAAUAUUAAAAUUGAAGUUGAAACUGAUAUUAAAACAGUAAAUAUUUGGUCUGUAGUGAAUUUUGGUGUGUUUAUUAAAUAAACGAUUUUCGUUAAAAGAAAUUUAACGUCAUACAUGGAGACUCAUACAGAUAACUGCAUUUUUUGCAACAUCAUAAAUAACAAAGCACCAUGCGAGAAAAUAUACGAGGAUGAUCAAGUGAUGUGCAUCAAGGAUAUUAAUCCAGCUUCAACAUAUCAUUAUCUAAUAUUACCAAAGAGACACAUACGUAAUGCCAAAGAACUUAAAUCGGAUGAUGCUGAACUUUAUGAGAAAAUGAUCUCUACAAUGGAUACAAUUUUAAAAGAACAAGGUUUAAACAAACAAUCUACACGCGCGGGCUUUCAUUGGCCACCAUUUAACACAGUACAUCAUUUGCAUUUACAUGUUAUUUCUCCUAUCUGUGAUAUGAGCUUUAAAAACCGAAUUCUAUUUGCAUACAACUCCUACUGGUUUGUAAAUACAGACUACGUAAAAUCUUACCUUGAAGGUCGUAAGUAAUGACGUGGUCAAGCUCAAAGGUAGGAUACGUACCUUUAAUGUCUUCUUUGCUGAAAGAUAAAACUUUGAAUCUAUCUAUAAAUAGGAUUUGUCUUCCCUAAAAGCAAUUGUUUUAUUGUGGUAUUUAAAUGCUGUGGUACAUCUUUUAUGCAUUUUAGAUUUGCG
Ceratina calcarata is the source of this 779-nucleotide messenger RNA. RefSeq names its product histidine triad nucleotide-binding protein 3. Bases 189 to 614 code for a protein of 141 amino acids. The transcript has 4 exons. The record is from RefSeq and is a predicted model, not a curated record. NCBI's taxonomy places the organism in Eukaryota, Metazoa, Arthropoda, Insecta, Hymenoptera, Apidae. Gene Ontology annotation, molecular function: catalytic activity.